AUUAUGAUUUUGUUCUAUCUCUUGUCAUUGGCUGUGGAGUGUGUUUCUGCUAUCAACCGACAUUACUAUUUGGCAGCGACAGAGGUGGAUUGGGACUACGCUCCUCUUGGAAACGAUGUGACGGCAGCUAACGCCACGGAUGCCGGAAUAUUUUUAAAACAUGGCACAAACCGUAUAGGGCACAUUUACAUGAAAGCUAUUUAUAAAGAAUACACAGAUGAUACGUUUUCCGUGGAACGAACCAAACCAGGUUGGCUUGGAAUUGUGGGACCGAUUCUUCAUGGAGAACUUGGAGAUACUGUUUAUGUUCACUUCUGGAACCGAGCCAGACGCCAUUAUUCCGUCCACCCCCACGGUAUACGAUACACCAAAGGGAAUGAAGGAGCACUUUAUCUGGACAAAACUUUUGGGCCGCAAAAAGUGGACGAUAUGGUACCACCCGGUGAACACUAUCUGUAUUCUUGGAAUAUCACAGAAAAUUUCGCCCCUGCCAGAGAUGAUGAGAAUUGUAUAGCCUGGGCCUACCACUCGCACGUUCUAACCACCAGGGAUGCGAACACCGGACUUAUUGGUCCGCUCAUUACAUGCAAAGCAGGUGUACUGGACGCCAAUGGAAACCGACUCGAUGUCAAACAAGAAUUCGUGUUGUUGACUAAACUAUUUGACGAGAACAAAAGCUGGUAUCUCAGGGACAACCUGAAGAAAUGUGGUAAUCCAAAGUCCUGCUAUGCCGAACAUCGAUCCCAUGACCCUGAUUUUAUACAGUCCAAUCUACUAUAUACUAUUAAUGGAUAUACCUUUGGCAACGGACCCGAUUUUUCUACCUGCACCGGAACCACUAUAGCUUGGCACAUCAUGGGCAUGGGAAGUAAUUCAGAUUUGCAUUCGAUUCAUAUUGAGGGACAGGUUUUCCAGAAAGAUCAACAUACAGUAGACACCAUCCGAGUGGCACCAGCCGUGUUUAAAACAUCAGCUAUGCGUGUUUCUCAACACCCAGGAUCAUGGCUCAUUAGCUGUCAAAUUGCACAUCAUUUCACAAGUGGAAUGUUAGCCUAUUUGAACAGUCAAAAAUGUGAGUCUGACUGGCUACACGACAGUGUAACCAGCCAUUCACCUGUUAGUCGGACUUACUUCCUGUCUGUCGAGGAAGUUGUAUGGGAUUACGCCCCUUCUGGAAUGGAUCUCUUUCUUGGAGGUCGACUGGAUCGUAAUGGAAGUAUUGCCUCUCAAGUCUACGCUGCGAAACCUAACAGAAUCGGUCGGCGCUACAAGAAAGCGCUUUACUUUGAAUACGCUGAUCGUACGUACAAGACCAAAGUAACUCGAGAUAGGAAGGAAACCCAUCUUGGAUUCUUGGGUCCCGUCAUUAGAGUAAACGAAGGUGAGAGGGUUGAGGUGUACCUGAAAAAUAUGGCUUCGCGCCCCUAUUCAUUCGUGCCCCACGGCACCCUUUAUAGCAAAGAUUCAGAAGGAUCAUUCUAUCGCACAAAGGACCAUCAUCAGAAACAUUUUGAUAGUGAAGAAGUAAACGGUUUGCUGACACAACCUGGGAAAACACAACUCUACGUUUUUGAAGCACCUUUCCUAGGAACACGUGACCCUUCAUGUAAGGUUUUUCCUUAUCAGUCAGGAGUGAAUUUCUUGAGAGAUAUGAACUCCGGGCUCGUAGGACCAAUAAUAAUCUGCAAAAAAGGGGCCACGUCUUUCCACAAUAUGGUAAACGUCGACAAAGAAUUCGUACUGUUAUUCUCUGUGGUGGACGAGAAUGUGUCGUGGUACUUGGAGGACAACAUAGCCACCUACGUACGAGACAAGAGUACACUAGAUCGAAUGGAAGAAGAUUUUAUUCGAUCGAAUUUAUUACACGUCGUCAAUGGAUAUGGUUAUGCUAAUCUGCCUGGGUUGGACAUGUGCGUCGGGGACCGAGUUAUGUGGCAUUUGUUUAACGUUGGCAAUGAAUUUGAUGUGCAUACGAUAUAUUUCCAUGGUCACACAUUCCAUAAGCAUAGAAUGAACAGCGAUGCUGAGGAACUUUCUCCAGCUUUGUCCGACUCAGUCAUCAUGGAUAUCGAUAAUCCAGGGAAAUGGGCGAUUGUCUGCCGUACGGGUAUACAUUACCAAACCGGAAUGCAGUUGCUGUACAAUGUCAAAGAUUGCGGGUACAAGCAUCAUCAUCAUCAUCUUCUGCAGAUGAGUGACUUUCAUUGGUUCCCUAACCAUGCCACGACGCGUUAUUAUUAUAUUGCGGCUGUGGAAGUCCAGUGGGAGUACGCCCCUUUGAAACGAGGGAUCAUCACAGGAGAGGAAAUCACUGACCCCGAUUCGGAAGGCUACGUGUAUGUGAGGAAAACAGGAAACUACAUCGGAAGCGUUUAUAAAAAAGCUGUUUAUAGAGAAUUCACGGACGAAACCUUCACGAAGAUGGUUCACAGAGGCGAACGUGACAUUCAUUUAGAUCUUUUGGGUCCUAUGAUCAAAGGAGAAAUCGGGGACACUAUCAAAAUCGUUUUCAAAAACAAAGCAUCCAGACCUUACUCAAUCCAUCCACAAGGGGUUCGUUACACCAAGCAAAACGAAGGACAAAUUUAUCUUGAUGGAUAUCCUAACAAAAAAAGUGGGCAAGUCGCACCUGGAGACACGUUCAUUUACACGUGGCAGGUAACAAAAUCGUCUGGUCCUGGCGCUGGUCAAAGCAACUGUAUUCCAUGGAUUUAUUAUUCCUCUUCAGAACCUAUCAGAGAUCCUUAUGCUGGUUUAAUUGGCCCGCUUGUUGUUUGUAGAAAAGGAUAUCUGGAUCACUCGGACAGAAGAAAUGACGUCGAUAGAGAGUUUGCGCUCUUGUUUAUCAUAAUUGACGAAAACCAAAGUUGGUAUUUGUCAGAGAACAUAGCUGCACAUACGAAUGUACGAGAUAAUGCAACUCUUCUAGCAGAUCCUGAAUUUUAUCAAAGUAACUUAAUGUUCACAAUCAACGGUAGAAUCUAUGGUAACAAUCGAGGACUGGUUAUGAAAAUCCACGAACGUAUCGCCUGGUAUAUAAUGUCCCACGGUGGCGAUAAAGAUGUUCACACGGCACACUUCCACGGCCAGACUUACCUGCAACGCUUCGAUGGAAUGCAUAAAGGUGAUGUUCUCGAGGUUUCUGCAGACACUGCGAAAACGGUGGAAAUAAAAGCUGAAAAUCCGGGCAAGUGGAUAUUACACUGCCAUGUAAAUGAACAUAUCAUCGGUGGCAUGGAGACAGCUUACACAGUCCUGGCACCUGGAGAGCAUUUAUAAUUAACGUCUGGUCGUUGAUUGCUGUAGACUUUACGCCGAUGAUGGUGGUGAUGACGGACAUGUUAUACAAUCGAAUUUUGUAAACUUUUGAAAUAAAUGGAAAA
This is a messenger RNA of Octopus bimaculoides (California two-spot octopus), 3383 nucleotides long. Its product is annotated as ferroxidase HEPHL1. The record is from RefSeq and is a predicted model, not a curated record. Gene Ontology annotation, biological process: iron ion transport. NCBI's taxonomy places the organism in Eukaryota, Metazoa, Mollusca, Cephalopoda, Octopoda, Octopodidae. Gene Ontology annotation, molecular function: copper ion binding; oxidoreductase activity. Gene Ontology annotation, cellular component: plasma membrane.